Sorex fumeus (smoky shrew) is the source of this 4037-nucleotide messenger RNA. RefSeq names its product 5-oxoprolinase, ATP-hydrolysing (gene OPLAH). The record is from RefSeq and is a predicted model, not a curated record. Gene Ontology annotation, biological process: glutathione metabolic process. The coding region runs from base 118 to 3984 and encodes 1288 amino acids. Gene Ontology annotation, cellular component: cytosol. The transcript has 27 exons. NCBI's taxonomy places the organism in Eukaryota, Metazoa, Chordata, Mammalia, Eulipotyphla, Soricidae. Gene Ontology annotation, molecular function: 5-oxoprolinase (ATP-hydrolyzing) activity.
GGCCUGGAGCGCGUAACCCGGCCGCCGCCGCCACAGCUGCCGCCGCCGCUACCGGAGCGCCCGAGUGGCGCAGAAGCCCUGGCUGAGGACUCACCGCCGGACUCCGGCCCGGCCACGAUGGGCAGCCCCGAAGGCCGCUUCCACUUCGCCAUCGACCGCGGGGGCACCUUCACCGACGUCUUCGCCCAGUGUCCCGGGGGGCACGUGCGCGUCCUGAAGCUGCUGUCCGAGGACCCCGCCAACUACGCCGAUGCGCCCACCGAGGGCAUCCGCCGCAUCUUGGAGCAGGAGGGGGGCGUGCAGCUGCCUCGGGACCGGCCCCUGGACACCAGCCUCAUCGCCAGCAUUCGCAUGGGCACCACAGUGGCCACCAACGCGCUGCUGGAGCGGCAGGGGGAUCGCGUGGGGCUGCUGGUGACACGAGGCUUCCGCGACCUGCUGCACGUGGGCACCCAGGCCCGGAGGGACCUCUUCGAUCUGGCCGUGCCCAUGCCCCACGUGCUGUACGAGGAGGUCCUGGAGGUGGAGGAACGCAUGGUGCUUUACCGGGGCGAGCCGGGCGCUGGGACGCCGGUCAAAGGCCGCACGGGGGACCUGCUGGAGGUGCAGCAGCCGGUGGACCUGGAGCGCCUGCGCGGGCAGCUGGAGAAGCUCCUGGCGCGGGGCAUCCGCAGCCUGGCGGUCGUGCUCAUGCACUCCUACACGUGGGCCCAGCAUGAGCAGCAGGUGGGCACGCUGGCCCGGGAGUUGGGCUUCCAGCACGUGUCGCUGUCCUCGGAGGUCAUGCCCAUGGUGCGCAUCGUGCCGCGGGGCCACACGGCCUGCGCUGACGCCUACCUCACGCCCACCAUCCAGCGCUACGUGCAGGGAUUCUGCCGGGGCUUUCAGGGCCAGCUCAAGAACGUGCAGGUGUUGUUCAUGCGCUCGGAUGGUGGCCUGACACCCAUGGACGCCUUCAGCGGCUCCCGGGCGGUGCUCUCGGGCCCCGCCGGGGGCGUGGUGGGCUACUCAGCCACCACCUACCGAGCAGAGGGUGGACAGCCUGUUAUUGGCUUUGACAUGGGAGGCACCUCUACUGAUGUGAGCCGCUACGCUGGCGAAUUUGAACACGUCUUUGAGGCCAGCACAGCUGGGGUCACCCUCCAAGCCCCUCAGCUUGACAUCAACACGGUGGCAGCUGGUGGGGGCUCCCGCCUCUUCUUUAGGUCAGGCCUCUUUGUGGUGGGGCCUGAGUCGGCUGGUGCCCACCCUGGUCCUGCCUGCUACCGCAAAGGUGGACCUGUCACUGUGACGGAUGCCAACCUGCUCCUGGGCCGCCUGCUGCCAGCCUCAUUUCCCUGCAUUUUUGGACCUGGCGAGGACCAGCCACUGUCCCCCGAGGCCUCCAGAAAAGCCAUGGAGGCCGUGGCCGCCGAGGUCAACAACUUCCUGGCCCAAGGGCCGGGACAUGCCACUCCACUGAGCCUAGAGGAAGUGGCCAUGGGUUUCGUGCGUGUGGCCAACGAGGCCAUGUGCCGGCCCAUUAGGGCCCUGACCCAGGCUCGGGGGCAUGACCCCUCAGCCCACGUGCUAGCUUGCUUCGGAGGAGCUGGUGGGCAGCACGCCUGUGCCAUCGCCCGGGCCUUGGGCAUGGACACGGUGCACAUUCACAGGCACAGCGGGCUGCUGUCCGCUCUGGGGCUGGCCCUGGCGGAUGUGGUGCACGAGGCACAGGAGCCCUGCGCCCUGCCCUACGUGCCCGAGACCUUUGUGCAGCUGGACCAGAGGCUCAGCCGCCUGGAGGAGGAGUGUGUGGACGUGCUGCAGGCCCAGGGCUUCCCCAGGUCCCAGAUUAGCACGGAGAGCUUUUUGCACAUGCGCUACCAGGGCACAGACUGUGCCCUCAUGGUCUCCGCGCACCAGCACCCGGCCACUGCUUGCUCCCCGUGCGCCGGGGACUUCCGGGCAGCCUUCGUGGAGAGGUACAUGAGGGAGUUCGGUUUCAUCAUUCCUGAGCGGCCUGUUGUGGUGGACGAUGUGCGGGUGAGGGGCACCGGUCGCAGCGGCCUCCGCCUCACAGAUGUCCCCAAAGUGCAGACUGGACUUCCCCAGGUCCACAAGAUGACCCAGUGCUACUUUGAGGGGGGGUACCAAGAGACCCCUGUGUACCUGUUGGGAGAGCUGGGCUUUGGGCACAAGCUGCAGGGGCCCUGCCUCAUCAUCGACAGUAACAGCACCAUUCUGGUCGAGCCGAGCUGCCAGGCAGAGGUGACAGACACAGGGGACAUCCGUAUCUCAGUGGGGGCAGAACUCUCCCGCACUGUGGGCGCCCAGCUGGACCCCAUCCACUUGUCCAUCUUCUCACACCGGUUCAUGAGCAUUGCUGAACAGAUGGGCCGUAUCCUGCAGCGCACAGCCAUCUCCACCAACAUAAAGGAGCGCCUGGACUUCUCCUGUGCCCUCUUUGGACCUGAUGGGGGGCUGGUGUCCAAUGCCCCCCACAUUCCCGUGCACCUGGGUGCCAUGCAGGAGACCGUGCAGUUCCAGAUCCAGCACCUGGGCACUGACCUGCACCCCGGGGACGUGCUUCUGAGCAACCAUCCCCGUGCAGGGGGCAGCCACCUGCCUGACCUGACUGUCAUCACACCGGUGUUCUGGCCUGGGCAGAGCAGGCCCGUGUUCUAUGUGGCCAGCCGUGGGCACCAUGCAGACAUCGGGGGCAUAACACCCGGCUCCAUGCCCCCACACUCCACGUCUCUGGAGCAGGAGGGCGCUGUCUUCCUGUCCUUCAAACUGGUGCAGGGGGGCGUCUUCCAGGAGGACGCUGUGACAGAGGCCCUGCGGGCACCAGGCAAGAUUCCGGGCUGCAGUGGAACCCGGAACCUGCACGACAACUUGUCGGACUUGCGCGCCCAGGUGGCAGCCAACCAGAAGGGCAUCCAGUUGGUGGGGGAGCUCAUCGAACAGUACGGACUGGACGUGGUGCAGGCCUACAUGGGCCACAUCCAGGCCAAUGCUGAGCUGGCCGUCCGGGACAUGCUGCGGGCUUUUGGGGCUGCCCGGCAGGCCCAGGGCCUGCCCCUCGAGGUGUCCUCGGAGGACCACCUGGACGACGGUUCCCCGAUCCGCCUGAGAGUGCAGAUAGACCUGAACCAGGGCAGUGCCGUGUUCGAUUUCAGCGGCACUGGGCCCGAGGUGUUCGGGAACCUGAACGCCCCGCGGGCCAUCACGCUGUCGGCGCUCAUCUACUGUCUGCGCUGUCUGGUGGGCCGCGACAUCCCGCUCAACCAGGGCUGCCUGGCACCGGUGCGCGUGGUGAUUCCCAGCGGCUCCAUCCUGGACCCGUCCCCCGAGGCUGCCGUGGUGGGGGGCAACGUGCUCACGUCGCAGCGCGUGGUGGACGUCAUACUGGGCGCCUUUGGGGCCUGCGCUGCUUCCCAGGGCUGCAUGAACAACGUGACCCUGGGCAACGCGCACAUGGGCUACUACGAGACGGUGGCGGGCGGCGCGGGCGCGGGUCCCAGCUGGCACGGGCGCAGCGGCGUGCACAGCCACAUGACCAACACGCGCAUCACGGACCCCGAGAUCCUGGAGAGCCGGUACCCCGUCAUCCUGCGCCGCUUCGAGCUGCGAACCGGCUCGGGCGGCCGCGGGCGUUUCCGUGGCGGCGACGGCGUGGUCCGCGAGCUGCUAUUCCGCGAGGAGGCGCUGCUGUCAGUGCUGACCGAGCGCCGCGCCUUCCAGCCCUACGGGCUGCAGGGGGGCGAGCCCGGCGCCCGCGGCCUCAACCUCCUGAUCCGCAAGGACGGCCGGACAGUGAACCUGGGCGGGAAGACCUCAGUGCCUGUGUAUCCCGGGGACGUGUUCUGCCUCCACACCCCAGGCGGUGGGGGCUACGGAGACCCCGAGGACCCUGCGCCCGCGGCGGGCGCGCUCCCACAGCCCUUGGCCUUCGCGGAGCGGGGCAGUGUCUACGAGUAUCGCCGGGCCCAGGAAGCCGUGUGAGACCACGCAGUAAAGCUCCCACGGGCCACUGGCCCUGCCCACUGCGUCUGUGU